Funneliformis mosseae is the source of this 397-nucleotide messenger RNA. Lineage: Eukaryota; Fungi; Glomeromycota; Glomeromycetes; Glomerales; Glomeraceae. The record is from the annotation of a GenBank genome assembly.
ACCAAGUCGCGGACGGCUGGAGUUCGACUCGAGGUUACUAGACUUAAUUGCAGUCAACUUUGUUGGGCUUCGAGUAGGUACUUCAAGAAGGGGGUCGACGUGCAUUCCUCACCAUUAUCACUUUAUUACUGUAUAUAAAAUUGAUCAUUGUAUACAAUUAUUCUUGGGAUAUUCAAAACAAAUUUUAUGCCUAUACAAUCUAGAAGAAAUUAAACUGUAUUUCAAAGAAUUUCUCUGUGUAAAAUCGGAAGCUAUAGUGGAAAUUGGAACAGAUGGUUAUAAUGAAGAGGUGCUACUCGCAAGGGACACACUUGAAAAGAUUAUUUGGAGCAUUCGACCAAGAUGCACAUCCUUGACGGAAUUAAUGGAAUUAAUUGGGUCGCUAUUAUUUAUGUAA